Molecule: messenger RNA, 2448 nt
Organism: Talaromyces rugulosus
Lineage: Eukaryota; Fungi; Ascomycota; Eurotiomycetes; Eurotiales; Trichocomaceae
Exons: 6
Coding region: 1-2448 (815 amino acids)
Biological process (GO): transmembrane transport
Cellular component (GO): membrane
Molecular function (GO): transmembrane transporter activity
Source: RefSeq, a predicted model, not a curated record
AUGGACGACUCUAUCCGACGCGUCGAAAAACUCGACGUGGAAGAGGCCGAAAAGGCUGAAGAGAUUGACAAGAAAGACGAGAUGGAUUACUCGCCUCAAGAAGAGAGACGCCUUGUCCGCAAGCUGGACCUUUGGAUUGUCCCACUGAUGAUGGUCACGUACACGCUGCAAAGCUACGAUAAAGGUAUUCUCAGCGCUGCCACACAGUUCAACCUCAACACCGAUCUGGGUCUGACGACCGUGGUCGGAUACGAUGCCGACGGGACGCCAAUCACGAAUAACCGGCGGUACUCAAAUGCAUCAAUGAUUUUCUACAUUGGUUACCUGGUCGGUACCUAUCCGAUGGUGUACCUGGCACAGCACUACCCGACCUCGCGCGUGAUAUCGCUGUCCACUAUGCUUUGGGGCGCCGUGGUCAUGUCUACUGCCGGAUGCUCCAACUAUGCUGGGAUCAUGGUCAAUCGCUUCAUGCUGGGCCUGCUCGAGUCUGCCGUCGCGCCUACUUUUACCGUCUUGGUGACCUUCUGGUGGACGCGUGAAGAGCAGGCUCUGCGCAUGGGGCUGUGGUAUUGCUGUGUCGGUGUUGCCACCACGAUCUCGCCCUUGAUCAACUAUGGGCUCGGUCAGAUCCCUAGCUCGCUCCUCCCAUGGAAGCCCAUGUUCUUGAUCCUCGGUGCCGUCACCACCCUGUGGUCCGUCGUUCUUUUCCUCGCUCUUCCGGACAGCCCCCUCACGACAAAAGGAUUGAGUGAAUCGGAACGCGGAAUCGCCAUCCGCCGUUUGCAGAAAAACCAGGCUGGUACAAUCAGCACUGUCUUUGAGAAGAGCCAAUGUUUCGAGGCAUUUCGCGACUAUAAAACGUACAGCUGUACCUUGAUCGUUCUUUUGACGGGCGUUCCUUCAGGGGCUAUCGGCACUUUCGGCACAAUCGUGAUCAACGGCUUUGGAUUCAAUCAUUUCGACUCCUUGGCUCUGACUUGUCCAAUUGGCGCUAUUACCGCGCUAUCUAUCCUUCUUGUCGGAUAUAUAACUCGCAAAUGGGCUGGUACCCGCUACAUAUGCAUUGCGGUGUGUGCACUGAUCUCCAUCGCAGGAACUCUGAUCUGCUGGUUGGGACCGCGCAGCAAUAGGGGUCUUUUAUUCGCAGGCAUAUUUCUUAUUGCCGUUCAGGUCGCUUCUGGGGGGUUAGCUGUUUCUCUAGCUGCGUCCAACAUCGCCGGCCACACCAAAAAAACUACUACCAGCGCAUCGACCUUUGCUGGCUACUGCGUCGGCAACAUUAUUGGGCCGUUAAUAUUCGGCGCGUCACCAGGACCGCUAUACCGGGCUGGGUUCAUCGGCAGCUUUGUGUGUCUGUGUGGUGUGGUUGUCGUUGCCACCGUCACUUAUAUUGCCUUGCGCAGGGAAAACGCAAAGAGGGACAAGACGUCAAGAAGCAGAGAGACUGGCCUGACUCACUCAAUUGAUGAGAACUUGACGGACAUGCAGAACGAAGAGUUUCGAUAUGUACUGGUGCUUGUCAGUAUGCUCAUAGGCUUGGCCGGCGUAAAUGCAGCAGCAUGCAGGUAUACCGGUCUACCCUUUAGACAAUCAAUUGGACACGUCUCCAAUGUCUCCAUCGAAAGCAACGGCCUCAAUCGCAGUUAUCUUGUCUCGAUCCCGCCUCUGUAUAGGCCGUAUAUUCCAGCCGGCGUCAUCUUCUCCUUCCACGGUGGUGCUCGCACCUCCACGGACCAGUUGCGGCUGGACCAGUUGACAAAUCCGGAAUUCAAUACCAGACAUAUUGUUGUGUAUCCACAGGGCGUAAAUGCAUGCGUACCUGGCGACGAGAUCGACGACGUUAAAUUCACCGCCGACAUUCUAGAAAAGAUCGAAUCAAGCUACUGCAUUAACAAGGAUCGUAUUUGGGCUACUGGAAAGUCCGAUGGUGGCGGUUUCACCAACGUCCUUGCCUGCGAUGCUGGCAUGUCCAAACGUUUUGCAGCCUUUGCUCCAGUUUCAGGAGCAUACUAUGUGGAUACAUUGCCCUGUGCGCCGUCGACAGUGAACAUUCCCUGCCAUGCAGCACGAUCGAAUAUCCCGUUUCUGGCUUUUCAUGGUGGAAACGACACCACCAUUUCAUACUCGGGCGGGGAACGCAAGGAAGAAUGCCUGCCCAGUAUUCCACAUUUCAUUCAAGAGUGGGCAGCACGAGACAAGCUCGACAGUAGCAAGAACUUCACAACCUGGGUAGCUUCAAACACGGUAGCUUAUUCAUUUGGUCUUACUGGGCUUGUCCGUCUAAUAUAUGACUCUGUGAUCGGGCACGACUGGCCCAGCACAAUCCCGAAUGCCGAUAACCAGAAGCCGGGUCAUCAUCCGGCAAGUUUCAAUGCGACUCCGAUUGUACUGGACUUUUUUGACCGGCAUCCCUUGGCGUUGGACUACUGGACUACUCGAAAUGUUUAA